AUGGCGGAGCCGAUCGUAAAACUAUUGGUUGCAAAAAGCGUUGAGCAGGCUGUGGAAGAAGCCAGACAAGAGCAUCAGCUACUUGUGCUUCACAUGCGAAAGCGAGAGCUGAUUCGGCACCAAGAGGAAGAGCUGCGUGAGCUGGAACGAGAAGAAGCACGUAGGCAUUUCUUGGCUCAGCAGGCCAUGCGAGGCCAGCUGAUCUUGAAAGAACAUGAAAGACGGCUAUGGCGAAGGCUGUGGGUAGCGCACAUCGGAACGGCUGCUCUGGGUAGUGGCCUCCUCAAAAAAACUUUAGACCAUCUGGACCAGGAACAGUUUUUCCUAUCCACGAGGGACAUUGCUGUUGGCGAAUUUUUGUCGGAAGUCGCUGCGGCAGCUUCGCAUGAAAUAAGGAAACGAAACGAAAUUAGUGAGGAGCUAGUAAAGCGAUGGUCGAACACUGAGGCCUUGCAAACGGCAUAUAGGCGGCAGCAAGAACUGUUGCUCUGGCGUCAGCACUUGAGCAUGAGGGAAAAGAUUAAAAGAAGAAGAGAUCUGCAGCGUGGCGUCGUGCACAUAUUUGUCACUUCCGCAGAGCUUGAACGUGCUGCCAAGUUGGGAUCGUCGGGCACGAAGUCCACAAAGAUUCUGAAAGGAGAAUCCUUUGAAUCACCAAACAGUGAGGCUAAAAGAAAACUUGUUCCAACCUAUACACGCCGAAUGUCUCGUCACCUCUUGGUGACUGAUAGCUCAGACGGAAACGGUUUUGAAACGUUCGACCUAGCCUUGACUUCCUCUCAAGAAGCCGUGCAGUUUGAAGAUGUCGCUGAAUUACAACAAAAAGCGCAAGCCACUGUGAAGGCUGCAGCUGACCUUGUGCAACUUGGCCUGCCUAGUGACUAUCUCCGACGAGAAAGACUUAGCCGUGGGCAGACCCUUAAAUCGGAGGCAAAAAGGCUGACAGAAGCAUUCGAAGAGCAACACAGACAUUUAUGGAGUCCACGGAAAAACGAACUAACCUCUGCAGCAGACAAGGAAUGCACAAAUGUAGAAAAAACUCAGGGAGACAACGAACUCGGCAGCUCGCCAGCCUGUUCCGCCUUGAUAUGUAUCGGCCCCUUCAAGGUGAUACGAAAUCAGAUUGUGCCUGGGCUUUCAAAGAGCUUUAUUAAUAUGGAAGAGCUACAGAAAGAAGUGCAAAGAAGAAUGUGCAACUGCUUCAGCAACAUGGCAGGGAUAAUUCGAAGUUCACAAGUCGCCCUCGAAGCAAAGGGACAAAAAAUAAUGAGAGUCCAAACUUUGCUAAAGUACGAAUUCGGGGAUCUGCGCAUUCGGCUGGAAAGAAAAAUAACAUUUGCCGACCCGAGUGAUGAGACCGAAAGUGAGCUUUCGAGUGAAGAGUCUAGAGAAGGCGAAGGCGACUAG
Molecule: messenger RNA, 1407 nt
Organism: Eimeria tenella
Lineage: Eukaryota; Apicomplexa; Conoidasida; Eucoccidiorida; Eimeriidae
Exons: 7
Coding region: 1-1407 (468 amino acids)
Source: RefSeq, a predicted model, not a curated record